Molecule: messenger RNA, 546 nt
Organism: Staurois parvus
Lineage: Eukaryota; Metazoa; Chordata; Amphibia; Anura; Ranidae
Source: the annotation of a GenBank genome assembly
GGUCCGUACCCUCUUUGUCAGCGGUCUACCAAUAGACAUCAAACCCAGAGAACUUUAUUUUUACUAUUUCGACCAUUCAAGGGUUAUGAAGGAUCAUUGAUCAAGUUAACCUCAAAACAGCCUGUAGGCUUUGUUACCUUUGACAAUAGAGCUGGGGCUGAAGCUGCAAAAAAUGCCUUAAAUGGCAUCAGAUUUGAUCCAGAGAACCCACAGACCUUAAGGCUAGAGUUUGCCAAGGCCAACACAAAAAUGGCCAAGAACAAAUUAAUGGCUACACCUAAUCCCACAAACCUGCACCCUGCACUUGGAGCACAUUUCAUUGCACGAGAUCCAUAUGACCUAACAGGUGCUGCACUUAUCCCAGCUUCACCAGAAGCCUGGUCUCCCUAUCCACUGUACACUACAGAGCUGGCACCAGCAAUCCCACAUGCUGCUUUUACAUACCCAGCAGCAGCUGCUGCAGCCGCAGCCCUCCAUGCACAGAUGCGUUGGUAUCCUCCAUCUGAAGCCACUCAACAAGGAUGGAAGUCCCGCCAGUUCUGCUAA